Molecule: messenger RNA, 366 nt
Organism: Limanda limanda (common dab)
Lineage: Eukaryota; Metazoa; Chordata; Actinopteri; Pleuronectiformes; Pleuronectidae
Gene: ost4
Product: oligosaccharyltransferase complex subunit 4 (non-catalytic)
Exons: 3
Coding region: 99-212 (37 amino acids)
Cellular component (GO): oligosaccharyltransferase complex
Source: RefSeq, a predicted model, not a curated record
UUCCCCUCAAACCGGAAGUAAGACCGGUUUGCUUGUCCGUUCCAGUGCAGCUGGAGAAUCACUUGAGCCGAGAUCGAAAGCUACGAUCAGAGUUAACAAUGGUGACAGACGUGCAGCUCGCCAUAUUUGCCAACAUGCUUGGCGUGUCAUUAUUCCUACUGGUCGUGUUGUAUCACUACGUCGCAGUCAAUAACCCCAAGAAGCAGGAGUAGGGUGUGCCAACAUGAUCGGAGAGAUGAGAUGGGCAUUGAAGCCGCCACCUUGGAAACAACAUUCCACAUCAUCCCAGCCUCUUUCCAAGAGAUGAAUUUCUACGUUGUUCUGGUUGCACAUUUGUCUUUUUUUGUAUAAAAAAAAUGUAAAGGA